AUGCAGUCCUCCCUACUAAAAUACAGAUCUCCUCAGGUUGAACGAAUUAUCAGCCAGGAUGCCUCGAAAAACCGAUCGCGACCCAAGGCACCUGGGGAAGGGGCUUCCAACCAACUCGUUGCCAUAGCCACGACAGAAGAUAUCUUAGAUUUUAUACUGCCUCCGCGCGAGUGGACAGAAAAUGGACAAUUGUGGAGGCAGCGAGUCAGUAGUACUCCGGCGACCCGCGCGGAUGUCAUCGCUCUCCAAGAAGAACUUGAUAAACGUCUGAAACAUAGACAAGCUCGAGAGUACGGUCUCUGCCCAGUUAGGGAAGAAUUGUACUCCCAGUGUUUCGAUGAAAUACUUCGACAGGACGGUGUCAUACUUCAGGUGACCAUUGCAUGCGCCGAGCGAGGGUUGCUACUACACCGCGUACGCACGGAGCUCCGCACAAUGACUCAAGCAUAUCAGAAGCUGUACGAGUCAUCUGCAGCCUUCGGUAUGAGAAAGGCAUUACAGGCGGAGCAGCGGAAAGAAGAAAUGGACGAGCGACUCGAAUCUCUCAACCAAAGCAACAAGCAGCUGGAGCAGGAAGUGAAAGUAAUGGAACGCUACGUCGAGAAGACCGUUCAAGAUGCCACGGCAAGGAUGGAACAGAAGCCUUUUUUCCCUCUCUAUGCCCUUCAGGAGGAACAAGACCACAAAGCGACUGUAACAGCGCUGAAGAAAAAAUCACAGAAGAUGAAGCACGAACUUGAACGGCUUCUCUCCGUUGCAUCUCGAAGAUGA
This is a messenger RNA of Neospora caninum, 771 nucleotides long. Its product is annotated as putative 33 kda inner dynein arm light chain. The coding region runs from base 1 to 771 and encodes 256 amino acids. The transcript has 3 exons. Gene Ontology annotation, cellular component: axoneme. NCBI's taxonomy places the organism in Eukaryota, Apicomplexa, Conoidasida, Eucoccidiorida, Sarcocystidae. Gene Ontology annotation, molecular function: dynein heavy chain binding. The record is from RefSeq and is a predicted model, not a curated record.